Messenger RNA from Seminavis robusta, 2871 nucleotides. Lineage: Eukaryota; Bacillariophyta; Bacillariophyceae; Naviculales; Naviculaceae. The record is from the annotation of a GenBank genome assembly.
GAAAGAAGAACCCUCCCACGUCUCAAGGAGGAAAGAGGAGCCAACUUGGGGUUUCACAGCAUCGAGAUACUGAUGACGCCUCGAAAGGUCCAAAGAGCAAGACACGAUAUCACGAUACUGGCUUCCAUCGAUUGUUGCCUGCCAUGGAGUUGGGCUAAUCUGCAAUUUGUCAAGCCUGCCCAAUCGAUGUACGUAACCGACAAACACCAGAACACAGACGACAAUCGCCAACCCGCAGUCCAAAACAAAAGGAUCAAAAAGUGACCAAAGAUGGACACGCUUGGCGUCAGUGUCUUCCAUUUGAAGCACAUCUUUCUAGAGAAAGAGGUUUGCACUUGGAAGAAUAGUACAACCAGGAAUCUUCUUUCUAGGACUUCCAACAUGUACGAAAUAGAAGGCUUGGCAGGUCCUCCGGGGGUCAUUCGAACCAAAGGAGCCAACACUGUUUGCCCAAUCGAUGGGAAAAUGGGUGCUGCCUAUGUCCACUCUCUACAAGGAGAGGACCAUGUUGGAGAGGCAACUCAUAUGCUCAGCUAUUCGUGGAAUUAUUCGAUUGGAGAUAUUGUGGAUACCCUGUCAGACUAUUGCCUGGAGCAAACACUUGAUCCAAAGAGGACCUAUAUCUGGAUAUGUUGCCUCUGUGUUAAUCAGCACAGAGUCGUUGAAAUUGCUGCAAAGGAAGAGUCUGGAAUGAUUUCUGAUUCUACCCAAGUCGACUUCUUUGCCAUCUUUGGAGAAAGAGUCACAAAAAUUGGGCAUCUCUUGGCCAUGAUGGCUCCAUGGAAAGCACCCAUCUACAUCACUCGAGUCUGGUGCAUUUUUGAAAUCUUUACGGCACAUACCAAUGGGUGCAAGGUGGACAUUGUCAUGCCACCCAAGGAGAAGAAGUCUUUGGAGUGGGAUGUCUUCAACCAUAGAAAAGGCAUCAAUUUGCUAUAUGAGACUUUUGGUAACACCAAAGUUGAGAAUGGCAAGGCAUCUGUGGAAAGUGACAGGCUAGCCAUCCUGAGCAAAGUUGAAUCAGGCGAAGGUUGCUCCGUACUGAACAAUCAAGUGAAUGACUUGUUGCGGCAAUGGGUGUUAGCUGUCCUCACAGAGUUGGCGGAGACAAGAGAAGCCACUGGCAGUGAGGAAUAUAUGGAUUUUUGUAACGGAAUUGGGGUUAUCUUUGAACGGAAUGGAGAGCACAGCGCAGCUUUGAAACUCCACAAAGCUGCUCUAGCCAUUUGUCAGACAAUUCUAAAUCAGAACCAUGAAAAGGCAGGUGACUGCUACAACCGUAUUGGUUUUGUUUUGUAUGAAAUGGGUGACUAUGAUAAUGCGUUGGUGAAAAUGAAGCAAGGCCUUGCAAUUCGGAUUUCAGCAUUGGGCAAGAAUCACCCAGACACUGCAAUUUCCUACAGAAACAUUGGGCUUGUGCUGGAUUCCAAGGGGGCCUACAAAGGAGCUUUGAAAAAAUACAAGGAAGCUCUUUCAAUUCAAAAGUCAAUAUUGGGCGAGAAUCAUGCUGAAGUGGCCGCAAGCUAUAACAACAUUGGAGCUGUACUGUGGAAGAAAGGGGACUAUGAUGGUGCCUUGUCAAAGUAUCAGAGUGCCCUUGUCAUAGAAAUGUCAGUGCUGGGAAGGAAUCACCCAGAUGUGGCAACUAGCCUCAGCAACAUGGGUUCCGUGAUGAGUGCCAAGGGAGACUAUCAUGGUGCCUCGAAGAAGUUCCAGGAAGCCCUUGAUAUACGAUUGUCCGUAUUGGGGAAGGUACAUCCCGAUACUGGUAGCAGCUACAACAACAUUGGUUCUGUUCUGGAUGAUAUUGGUGACUACGAAGGUGCUUUGUCGAAGUACAAAGAAGCUCUGGCCAUUAGAUUGUCAGUUUUGGGCAAGGAUCAUCCCUCGGUGGCAACAACCUACAACAAUAUUGGCCUUGCUCUGAAUAAUGCUGGUGACUAUGAGGGUGCUUUGUGCAAGUACAGGGAAGCCCUUGCGAUUGAAGAGGCAGUAUUGGGCAAGAACCAUCCUGAUGUGGCAACCACCUACCACAACAUUGGAGGAGUUCUGUAUGAGAUGGGCGAUGUUGACAAUGCAUUGAAAAAGUGUAGGGAAGCUCUUGCCAUUGAAGAGUCUGUCUGGGGCAAGGGCCAUCCCUCAGUGGCAACCACCUGCAACAAUAUUGGCUGUAUACUGGAAAAGAUGGGAGACCAUGAAGGUGCCUUGUCAAAGUUCAGGGUGGCUCUUGCCAUAAGGCUGUUAGUCUUUGGCAAGAAACAUAGGUUGGUGGCAACAACGUACAACAAUAUUGGUUCUGUCCUCUGGAAACAAGGCAAUGGCGAUGGUGCUUUGUCAAUGUAUAACGAGGCUCUUGAAAUCAGAUUACCUUUGUUGGGCAACAAUCAUCCAUCAGUGGCAACCACCUUCAACAACAUUGCUUCUGUAUUGAGUGCUAAGGGAGACUAUGAAGGUGCUUUGUCAAAGUAUUUGAGGGCACUUGCCAUUCGAGAAACAGCUCUGGGUCAGAAGCAUCCGUCGGUGGCAACUACCUUCAACAACAUUGGCUCUGUACUCAGUGCCAAGGGUGACUACCAUGAAGCCUUGUUGAACUUCAAAGCAUGUCUUGCCAUUAGGCUAUCAGUAUUAGGUGAGAAUCAUCCCGAUGCUGCUCAAUCAUACCAUGAUAUUGGUUCAGUUUUGUUUGCCAUGGGUGACUAUGGUGAAGCCUUGUCACAAUUUGAAAGGUGCCUUACCGCAAGGGAAGCUGUGCUGGGGCCAAAUCAUCCAGACACAUUGAUUUGCUUGAAAUCCAUUGAAAUUGCCAAGGCAGCUAGAGACCACAAUCAACUAGCUAGCUAGAUCUUUUUAGAAAUGAACCGUUUCUUUACC